Leptopilina boulardi is the source of this 1323-nucleotide messenger RNA. RefSeq lists its product as uncharacterized. The transcript has a single exon. Bases 1 to 1323 code for a protein of 440 amino acids. Gene Ontology annotation, biological process: DNA integration. The record is from RefSeq and is a predicted model, not a curated record. Gene Ontology annotation, molecular function: nucleic acid binding. Lineage: Eukaryota; Metazoa; Arthropoda; Insecta; Hymenoptera; Figitidae.
AUGUUUCCUUCCAAGCAAAAUCCCGCGGAUUGUGCCUCACGUGGCCUCUCAGCGGAGGACUUGUCAACCUUUUCCCUUUGGUGGGAGGGUCCCACUUGGCUGCGAGAUUCACCGGAGACAUGGCCUCGACGAAAUUGUGGUCUGGAAACUACCGAAGAGUCUCGUAUAGUUUCUCAUCUGAUCAACAAUAACCUCGAACCUGAUUGGCAAUCACAACUGAUGUCUCACUAUUCAUCUUGGGCACAUUUAUUGCGUGUGACUGCUCACAUUUUACGAGCUAUUCAAGCCUUUAAACGCCAAAUUUUGUUUUCGAAUCAAGUGACGGCUACCGAAAUCAACAAUGCCGCUUUAUUUUGGGUUAAAUACAUUCAAGAAAAUUCUUUUGCUCACGAAAUUCAGUGUCUUAAGGAAGGAAAACCAAUUCCUUCAAGUUCUCGCAUACAAAAGUUCUCACCCUUUCUCGAAGACAAUGGUAUCCUUAGAUUGGGCGGACGACUACGCCAGUCCAAGUUAUUGACUUACCAAAACCCACCAGCUAUUCUACCUAAUCAUCCGAUUUCCUUUUUAAUUUUGACACAAUUGCACAAAAAUUUAUUACACGGAGGAGUUCAGUUGACUCUUUAUAUAGCUCGCACUCAAUAUUGGAUUAUUGGUGCGCGAAAUUUCAUUAAAGGAAUUAUCAGGAAAUGUGUCACUUGCGUGAGAGACAAGGCGCGUGUUGAAAACCAACUUAUGGGAGAUUUACCUAGUGCUAGAAUAUCUCCUUCUCGUCCUUUCUCUCAUACCGGAAUUGAUUACGCGGGUCCAUUUUUGGUCCGCUCUAGUUCGGGUCGCGAAGCCAAGUCACAUAAGGCUUGGAUCGCUGUUUUUGUUUGUUUUUCUGUUAAAGCCAUACAUUUGGAGCUUGUUGACGAUUAUACGUCAGCUGCUUUUCUCGCAGCUUUGAGACGCUUUACCUCACGUCGGGGUUUGUCAACAGAUAUUUAUAGUGACAAUGGCACAAAUUUUCGCGGUGCUCAUCGCGAAUUGUCACAUACAUUUAAGCUCAUUAUGAAAGAUCCGACGAUUGCUUCUCACAUGGCCUCAGACGGAAUCACGUGUCACUUCAUGCCUCCGUCUGCGCCGCAUUUUGGAGGUCUGUGGGAAGCUGGCGUAAAAAAUGUAAAAUUUCAUUUGCGUAGAUUAUUGUCAAACGCUACUCCGACUUCCGAAGAAUUAACGACUUUACUUUGUCAAAUCGAAUGCUGCUUAAAUUCUCGACCUAUCCUUAAUAAGAAAUCUCUAAAGAGUAACGUAACGCGUAUCCCAUUGGUCGGAUCUUGA